Messenger RNA from Formica exsecta, 708 nucleotides. RefSeq lists its product as uncharacterized. Gene Ontology annotation, biological process: regulation of transcription by RNA polymerase II. The transcript has 4 exons. The record is from RefSeq and is a predicted model, not a curated record. Gene Ontology annotation, cellular component: nucleus. The coding region runs from base 1 to 708 and encodes 235 amino acids. Lineage: Eukaryota; Metazoa; Arthropoda; Insecta; Hymenoptera; Formicidae.
AUGAAAAAUGGAUGCCUAGGUGUUUUCCCAUUGCACAGCAAUCAUACAGAAGUCUACCUGUCGGAAUGUCUUAAUGCUGUGAUUGAUGAUUUUAAUUUAUCUAAAAAUAAAAUCAUGGCAAUCACCAGCGAUGGAGCUCCGAAUAUAGAUGCUGCCGUUCACAAUGUAGUGGGCCAGGAAAAGCAUAAUUUGGUGUUUCGCUCAUUUUCUAUCGCACCUAGUCCCGAAAAUGAGUUGAAAAGAUUGCAGAUCUGUGAUGGAAAGACGGAGGGAACAUCCUUAAAAUUCAUUAUCGAUGUUGCAACUCGCUGGAACUCUACUCUUUAUAUGCUGGAGAGAUUUCUCACUCUGGAACACUACGUUCAUGCAGUUAGUUUGAAAUGUAAGAGAUCAGACAUUCCAAACAUGCUGACGCGUGAUCAGACUGAAGUUCUCAAAGACCUUGUGCUUCUUAUGAAGCCAGUAGAGUGCAUUAUUAGAGAAAUUAGUGGGACUGCAACUGCUAUUGAGAAAAUCAACAAAGAGAUGAAGGUAUUUGAAAAUAAAAAAGAUGAGAUGACGACAAUACUCCAACAAGUUGAAGAGAAUCCAGAACAGUCAAAUCUUUGGAAAACUCAUGAUGAGUUGGUGGCAAGCCUGCACGGUGGCUGGCAGGGCUCCUCGCAAGUAAACUUGCACGAAAAAUCGCAUCGUGGGAAACUAGCUUAA